This is a messenger RNA of Maniola jurtina (meadow brown), 2770 nucleotides long. It is a transcript of the gene Sclp, whose product is annotated as leucine-rich repeat-containing protein 40. The record is from RefSeq and is a predicted model, not a curated record. The transcript has 4 exons. Lineage: Eukaryota; Metazoa; Arthropoda; Insecta; Lepidoptera; Nymphalidae. Gene Ontology annotation, molecular function: protein binding. The coding region runs from base 213 to 851 and encodes 212 amino acids.
GGAAACGCCGCGCUCGAAUUUGCAAGUCUUGCCGUUCACCCAGGCGCUUUUGCGUUUCGGAACGGCGUGAAAAACAAUAACAAAAUAAAAAACGUAAAUAAAUCAAAAAACCUAACUGUGCCUUAUUGGAUUGAAUCUCGUCGGACUGUCGUGUUAACUUAGCUAGUGAUUGCUGAACUGAGGAGUGCAGUGUUCAAUUUUCAAGUGCAGUGAUGAGGCCCCCUACGGACUAUGACGGUACCAGGAUGCCUGCUGAGGCGGAGGAAGGGGAUCCGAGGGCACCAGCGAUGAUGAUCUGCGCGCGGUUGGCCGGCCGGGCCAUCAUCAGGGUCGUUAGCAGGUGCGAGGAUGCACAAGAAAAUAGUCAAUUAGAUCUGUCAGAGUGUCAACUAAUGCAAGUUCCUGAUGCAGUAUACCACCUCAUGCGGCACACAGAGCUCAAGAGCUGUGAUCUUAGCGGAAAUGUGAUCACAAAGAUUCCACCAAAGUUCACUGUUAAGUUUAGUUUAAUUACAGACCUAAAUCUGUCAAACAAUCAAAUGGCUAAGCUGCCAGAUGAGAUAAGUACACUAGCAUGCCUUCAGCGGCUGGACAUUUCGCACAACACAUUUGUGGCCCUCCCGCACAUUGCCUGCCAGUGCCCAAGUUUGCACACUCUGCUGGCACACCACAAUCAAAUCAUUGAAGUUGAUGUGGACAGAUUAGCAAGAUCUCGAGCGCUUGAAUACGUAGAUUUAAGUGACAACCCAAUUCCUCCGCGGACACAUGAAGAGUUAAAACAGAUAACGCGGCCUGCAAUAUCUAUUUCUGAAAGAGAAAAAGAAGAUUGGGAAGAGGAUCUCUUAAUAUAGAAGACAUGACUACCUAUGUACAAGACUUACAUUCAAGAUACUUUAGAUAUAACGUAGGAACUGGUGCAAUAUGACCUUUACAGGAAGGGUAAAAAUGACUGGUCCUAACUCAACUGUGAUUUAGCCUUGUGCAAAGAAGAUUUAUUAAGCUUAUUAAAACAGGGAUUAGGGUCUCGGGAGAUAUUCGUAUAUGAAUGAUUUUUUUACUUUUACAAAAGAUUUUUAUUCGGCUUCCUAACUAGCGAUUAAUUUAUAAUUAUUUUUUUAUGAUGGUGUUUUACCCAUGGAGCUAUGAAUCAGCUUAUUCACUUAGAAAAUUUCUAAGUAAUCUUUGAAAUGUUUUUAAAAUUAUUUUGCAAUUAGUUAAUUAUGAACUUAAAAAAAUUAUUUAAAUUAGCAAAAAUCUGUUUCAAUUAUCAAUAUUUCUAAUCUAAUGAUGAUAUGAAUCAUUUUCUAAAAAAUUGACACUAGGUUUGAUUUAGUUAGCCGAAUUGACACAAAAGUACAGCAGGAGCUCAAGUGUGUGGAUAGUACUUAAUUAUUAUAAUAAGAGAAAUGCUAUGAACAUUAUUCGUAUUUUUAUAUAAUUUUAUACAUUGUGAUUGAUUUUUUAUGCAACAUUGACAUUAAAGGUGUAUGCGCAUUUACUACGCAUUGAACAAGCAAGAGUUCGCCAUACAAAUCUAUCGCGCCGAAAGCGUCGCUUUUAGUUUACAUUGUGAAUUAAUAUCUGCGGAAAGAAGUUAAUAUAGCGCUGUCUCUGUUACGCAAUGCCAUACAAAUGAUAGAUGUAAAAAAUAUCAGUGGGCGUUAACUAUUUUGAGUAAUCAACCAAUCACAAACAUGUUUUCGAAAAAACAUUCGAAAUGCAAUUCGAAAAGCUAUCAAAAAUCGAAAUUCAAUUCGAAAACAUAGUUUUGUUUGUGAUUGGUUGACUCAAAAUGGUUAACGCCCACUGAGAUUUUCGUCUCUGUCAUCUGUAUGGGAUUACGUAACUGAAAGAGCCCUAAUACUAACUUCUUUCCGCAAGUAGGAGUUAAUGGUACAUAAUGGAAAGUGGUCUACGAGGCAUGAUAUUUUGGUGGAUUGCUAAUAAGCGCGCCGAAGUCAAAUUUGUUUGUCGCCAGACUUCGUUCGGGAUUACAUUGCCUUCCAGAUUAUUUCUGUGAAUUACCGCGCUCGGCAAGGAUUGGUUAGUGAGGUUACAUUUGCGCAGGGUUGCCAUUGAUUUAAUUAAACAAUUUUUAAACAAGUGUUUUGAAUAUGUUUUUAAUUUGAAAAAAGUUCUAAACAUGUUUUUGAUCUUUUUUAAACAAAAAAAAAUUAACGCUGUUUUUUUCCAACCCUACAUUUAAGGCACCUAGUUUAUCUUGUUCGGCGUGUCGGUACUUGCAGGUUUACAUUUGAAGUACUUUUGUCAAAUUAAUAAGAUUAACUUUAUGUUGAUCAUUUUUUAAUGAAUACUAGUCCAUAAUGAUAAUUAGGUUAAAAGAGCUUUUUCAAAAAUAUUCUAACCCAGUAAAGUUGUGAAUAAAAACGAGGGCAAUUAUUUUUUAAGUAUAAGUAUUUUAUUCUAAGUAACAUUGCAAAGUUUUAUACAAUAAAUAUUAUUUAGAUUAAAUUUUACUGUGGUGUAAUUUUGGUGGUGCUCAGUUAUUUCUUUAUAACUUAUUUCAAAUUAUGUACUUAUGUAAAAAUGAUUUUAUUUUAAAAUUUUAAUGUAAUGUUUUUAAUUUUCGUAUAGGUUACACCACUAAACAAUUGAUACCUAUAGAUUUGAAGAUCUGCAACAUUUUAAAUGCCAGGUAUUGUAGAAAUACUAUUGUAAAAAUGACUGUUACAUUAUUAUGAAAUAAAAUAGCACUUUUAUGUUGUAAAGGAAACGCCACUCAUAUUUUAAUAAAGGCAUUUAUUGCUUA